Messenger RNA from Stegodyphus dumicola, 714 nucleotides. RefSeq names its product piggyBac transposable element-derived protein 4-like. NCBI's taxonomy places the organism in Eukaryota, Metazoa, Arthropoda, Arachnida, Araneae, Eresidae. The record is from RefSeq and is a predicted model, not a curated record.
AUGUACUUCAAUGAUCCAGAAAAAGAUGCGAAUGCUCCAAAGACAUAUUAUAUGGAUGAAGUGGUGGCAUGUUUCAAAAGGACAUUUAUGCAAGCUCGCGAAGAUAGUCCCUUUCAAAGCAUCGAUGAAUCCAUGGCUAAAUUCAAAGGUCGUUCUAGCCUAAAGCAAUAUUUACCCCUAAAGCCAAUAAAACGGGGAAUCAAAGUGUGGGAGAGAUGUGAUGCUGCUACGGGCUACACCUAUGACUUCAAUAUAUAUUCUGGCAAAGACAUGGAUAAUACAGAUCAUGAGGGUACAAUACUUGGAGAAAGAGUUGUUCUAAAACUUUCCUUAACAAUACGUAACCCAGAUAUUACACUUACAUUUGAUAGAUUUUUUACAAGUGUAAACUUAUUGGAUAACAUAUCCUUUACUUCUGUUGGUACUUGUAUUUCUCGUAGAAAAGACAUGCCAAAAUUCUCUGACGAAAAACUUCAAAAAGGUGAUUCAGAAUUUCUCCAGAAUAGAAGAGGAACUCUUGCAGCAAGAUGGCAAGAUUCAAAGGAAGUUCUGAUUCUGAGUAAUUGCCACGGACCUGAUGUCAUACAAGUAAAACGCAAGCAGAAAGAUGGAGAAAAAGUAAUGACAAAUUGUCCUACCGCUAUUGCCGACUAUAACAGAUUUAUGGGAGGAGUAGAUUUGUCUGAUCAAAAGAUAUGCCUAUAUGAUUUUUGA